This is a messenger RNA of Brienomyrus brachyistius, 744 nucleotides long. RefSeq lists its product as uncharacterized. Lineage: Eukaryota; Metazoa; Chordata; Actinopteri; Osteoglossiformes; Mormyridae. The record is from RefSeq and is a predicted model, not a curated record. The transcript has 2 exons. The annotation marks the transcript as partial.
AUGAAAGUCAUUUUUAAUAGACAGUUUUUGCAUACAUUAUGUUUCAUUUUGUGUUUUCAGGUGGAUGGUCAGUCACAUGGAAUUGUGUACAGCUUAAAAUUCAACCUUAGAGCAGAGAGUCCAAGGGACUUUGCAGAUUUGCUUCUUUCCUGGAAGCACUUUCCAAAUGUGUGUGUAUAUGAUUUUGCCCGUGGGCUAGCUACACAUACUAACUUGAGGGCACCAGCCAUCUUGCCUUUUCAUCCAUUUGAAGGAAGACUGGCACAGCCUACUGUGGAGAACAUUCAGUCAGCUGAGAUGAAAAAACUUCAGGUGUCACUUCCAUGGCUUAUAGAGAGUCUCGAGUACCCUGAGCCUAAUGGCCACCCAGUUACUGGUUCCUCAGAACACUAUGUACUCUAUGACAAGUUUCAUGAGAAAAACACUAAGGACUCAAAAGAUGCGCUGCGAAGAAUUGACCUGGUUCCAGAACUUCGUUGGACAUUGAACAGUCAGGUUGCAGAGCAGUUGUUUUCAGCUAUGCGGAAAAACAACUACUUCUUGAAUAAUAUGUCUCCGUCCACACUUGUGUUUGCAAUGAGGAAUAUCAUCCAUCACCGGAAUACCGCAACAAAUUCAAAACUCUUACAACAGUUGUUACAUCGUGGUGAGAGACCCCAAGAUAUCUGCAACAUUUCACUGUCUAACCUUGGCCAAGCUGUCAUAGGUUCUGAAUCUUUGGCUAGUACUGACUCUGCCAGGACA